Messenger RNA from Spodoptera exigua (beet armyworm), 1566 nucleotides. Lineage: Eukaryota; Metazoa; Arthropoda; Insecta; Lepidoptera; Noctuidae. The record is from the annotation of a GenBank genome assembly.
AUGUCCCUUGGUAUAUUUCCAAUUAUAUCUUCAUCGUGUCUUCAUUGCUAUGAUGUGCCAGGUCUAGACGCCGAACUCUACUACGUGAGAGAAGGCGUAGUUAAUAAAUACGCGACCGGCUUCACAGUGCCCGUACCGGCGCACAUUGCAGACUUGGAGUUCAUGUGGCAAGCGUUAGGCGGGAGACCGCUACCGUACGUGAUGGGUAUAGACUACGAGAGCCGAGGCGCCAUGUUGCCGCCGCAAGUCAAUAUAUCUGAACGAGGGUUUGUGCCUACCACCCUGCAGACUUUUAGGGUUCGUUUGCCGUGCUCUGGUACCAGGAGCGCAGAGAUCCUUGUGACUAUGCAACUCAACAUCUCGGCGCCUGAUCGAGCGCAUAAAGACGUGCGAUUGGUAUUCAAAAGGAACAAGAUUUGUUUAAAAGGUCUAUCAACAGUAGUUACUCACAACGAGACGGCCCGGCUUGCUGGUGAUGCGUCUCAGAACUCUAGUGGUGUGUUAUUUGCCGCCGGUGGCUGUGCAGCGGCUGCGUUAGCGCUGCUGACCGCUGCAGCAGCUGCAGGCACCCUUUAUAAGAGAGGCAGUAAAGCGAGGCACCAUGAUUCUAUACACACAUCAUACACGACGGCUGCGUACGGGAGUCAUCAGAACGUUCUUUUAAGGCUCGAUACUUUAGGAAGGCCGCCGAGUUCGACAGGAUCUUAUGCCACAAUCGCCAGCUUGCAUAAGUUUCCUUUUGGCAGUCGUCGAUCACCGUCCCCUUAUGCAACUACACAUAUAGGGGAACAUGUAUAUGCAAAGCCAGAGUCAAGAGUAUCGUAUUAUGCUGCGUCUAAUCUCACACACAUUUCACAACAAACAAUAACCAAAGACCGUAUAACGGAUCCUGCAGAACAGCUCCGACUCCUAACAACUCCUCGCUCCAACAUUCGGUUAGAGAUCCUCGUCCAUGAAGGUACCUUCGGCAGGGUCUACAAAGGAGUGUUCAAGAAAGGAGACACGUAUGAAGAAGUAGUUGUCAAGACUGUUACAGGCCACCAGGCGGCCCCGGCUACAAGAGAGUUAGUGGACUUAGGAGCUCAAGUGGCCUGUGGCCUCGCGUACUUGCAUGUUCAGCGAUUAGUACAUGCUGACAUAGCCGCCAGGAAUUGUGUGGUGGACGAGAAAUUAAGGCUGAAGGUGACAGACAAUGGUCUAUCAAGGGAUCUGUUUCCUGAUGACUACCAUUGUUUGGGGGACAAUGAGAACCGCCCCGUCAAAUGGAUGGCUCCUGAGACACUGCUCCAAAAUCAGUACACUACAGCUUCUGAUGUGUGGUCAUUAGGAAUAACUUUAUGGGAAUUGGCAACUCUUGGUGCGUCGCCAUUGGCUGAGCUCGAUGCAGCUGACGUUGGAGCGUUUCUCAGUGGAGGGUACCGACCUUCACAACCGCACAACUGCCCUGAUGAACUGUACGGCUUAAUGUCUUGGUGCUGGACCCUGGCUCCUCCUGCUAGACCAACGGCACCUCAGCUCCUUGCAGCCCUUCACGACUUCAGGCAAGCCCUUAGCACCUACAUCUAG